Pseudozyma flocculosa PF-1 is the source of this 822-nucleotide messenger RNA. RefSeq lists its product as uncharacterized. The record is from RefSeq and is a predicted model, not a curated record. The coding region runs from base 1 to 822 and encodes 273 amino acids. The transcript has 2 exons. Lineage: Eukaryota; Fungi; Basidiomycota; Ustilaginomycetes; Ustilaginales; Ustilaginaceae.
AUGGCUGCCACCACCAUCUCACCAAGAGCCCUCGACGUCCCCGGGCAUGGAGUGCGCCCUCCGAAGCGACUGAGCCUCUUCAAGCCCAAGACGUGGUCCACCAUCGGGAAAUCUUCCAGCUCGAGCCAGAACGCGUCCGCCUCUUCGUCCCGCCGCUCCAGCAGGGACCACGGAGACGCUGCCGCUGCCGCCAACAACAACAACCAGGCCGAGGCGUCGUCAUCGUCGUCUACAGCCCCCGAAUCGCCAUCGAACACGUCGCCCCCGACCUCGGUGCCCCAGUCGCCGUCGCGGACCAGCAUGGCCAACGACCUGGUGGCCAAGCCGGACGACGAGGGCCGGAUCCACUUUUUUCACCGCGGCCAGGACAACUUUUGGCUCUCCAACAGCUCGGACCACGCCGUGUACAGCGACAAUGUGCGCUACCCGACGGCCGAGCACCUGUUCCAGUCGACCAAGUUCCUGCCGCACCGGCCCGAGAUUGCGGCCAAGGUGCGCAAGGCGAGCAACCCGAUCGACGCCAUCAAGGUGGCGCGCAAGUACUCGACCGACGUCAAGCCCGGCUGGAUCAAGGAGGGCCUGAAUGUCCAGGCCAUGCGCGACGUGCUACUGCUCAAGUUCACGCAGCACAGCGACCUGCGGAUGGCGCUGCUCGAGACGGGCGACGCCGAGCUGGUCAAUGCCAGCCCGACGGACGCCUUUUGGGGCGCGGCGGGCAACGGCCGUGGCAGAAACGAGCUGGGCAAGGCCAUUGAGACGGUGCGCGAGACGAUCCAGGGUGCUAGCGGCCUCGGCAUUGGUAGCGGCGCCAGGACCGUCUAG